Messenger RNA from Caenorhabditis angaria, 1004 nucleotides. NCBI's taxonomy places the organism in Eukaryota, Metazoa, Nematoda, Chromadorea, Rhabditida, Rhabditidae. The record is from the annotation of a GenBank genome assembly.
AUGGCGGGCGCAAAUGUAAUUCUACAAAAUUUUGAUAAAGGAUUACGAGCGCAUUGGCCACCUGAGCAACUGGCGACGAUUGCAAGAUUGAGCCGACUGUUCGAAGAAAAUCCCGUUCCGACUUUUGUGAAUUCAAUGUUAUUGAGAUUGGCUGAUUGUUUCAAGGAUGGGUUGGUUUUUUGUAAAUUUUGUCAGAGGACUUAUUCCUUUCAAAUAUUUAGCGAAAACUAUUGGGAAAUCAUAACUUAUUUUCAGAGCUUACUUAAUUUUUCCAUAAAAAUAGAACACUUCAAAAUCUCACCAGAAGACCUAAAAUCAAUUUCAGAACAAAUGAUGUUCGAGUUUCAAUAGCUCGUGCCCUUGGUCAAUGUGGUUCUCAAUUAACUCUUGCAUUUUCAUCAGCUGAAAUAUUUCGACGAAUUCUUGUUGUCAGUCAUUCAAAUGAUCCAAAUGCACGAGAAGCAACUCUUGAUGUUCUAUCUGCAAUUGCUCCAAUAUUUCCAGAAAGUGGACAAGCUCAUCAUAUAAUUUGUGAAUCAAUGAAUACUUCACAUGAUGGAGAAUUUCGAGCAGCUUGUUCUGCAAUGAAAUCAUUUGCACAAUUAUCAUCGAUGUUUUCGGAAGAUAUUGUUUUGAGAAUUGGAAAAUUAUUGGAAGAUUCAGCGAUUUGUGAGAGAAGAAAAAUUGAGAUUUGCAAAGUAUUUUCAACAAUGUGUGCAAAUGCAACAACUAUGGAUUAUGUAUUUGAUAUUGUUGACAAUAUUAUUAAUCGAAAUAUUUCCGAUUCUUUGCUUUCCGAGUUUCUUGAAGCAACAACUAGUUUAUGCAUUGAAAUUCGAUAUGCAAUACCGAAACAAAUUGAUAAUCUUUUGAAUAUUUUAUUACCAAUUAAAGAAGAUUGUUCAUCUGCGGCUAGAAUUCGAAUGUUGAUUAUUUUAAGAGAAUUGAAACGAUUAGCUGAAUAUUCGAAUAUUUGGAAAGAGGAACAAGUUGAGACAUUUUAA